Molecule: messenger RNA, 5759 nt
Organism: Paramuricea clavata
Lineage: Eukaryota; Metazoa; Cnidaria; Anthozoa; Malacalcyonacea; Plexauridae
Source: the annotation of a GenBank genome assembly
GGAACAUCCCGACAUGUUUCUUUUGCAGGAACGUUUCCAGAAGAUGUUAGAAAUACAGGAAAAAUUUGGCGAUGGCAUCAGCAUUGUUACACCGAGUCGGGUGGGUAUCCUUCAUUGUAUGCGAGUAAUAAAAUACUUACAACGUGAACUGGCGAUUGCUGGAACGGGGGAAAAGAUAUUUACACAUAAUUUAGAUGUUGUGUUUUUCCUUUUAGGAAUUUAUAAUGGAAGGUGAAUUGAUUAAGAGAUCCGCACGAAAUGCUCAAAUUAUGACAAGAAUUCUUGUUUUGGUGAGUAAUGUGUCCAGAAAAAUCUUUUAUCGUUUCUUUCCUAUUUUUUCUCAUGUCUGUUAUAUUUCUGUCUGAACUGAAUUAACUUCAUUUAUACUGUUCUCUUUAGAGGAGUGCGCUCAUCCAGUAAGGAUCAUCUCUUAUUCAUCCAGUGUUACUGCAGGAGGAAACCUAAACUAAACUAACUUUAUUUAUACUGGAUAGCUCUAGAUCUAUCAGUUCUAAACUGUUCUCUCUAGAGGUCCAGUAAGAGUAAUCUCUUAUUGAUCCAGUGUUAGUACAGGAGGAAACCUAAACUAAACUAAUUUUAUUUUUACUUGAUAACUGUAUGAGUUAUAAACUGUUCAUCUAGUGUUUAUAUUAGCCACACUAACGCAAGAACUCCCUUUACAAAUGCCAGAACUCCCUCUUCAAACGCCAGAACUCCCUUUUCAAAUGGCAAAACUCCCUUUUCAAAUGUCAGAACUCCCUUUUCAAAUGGCAAAACUCCCUUUUCAAAUGUCAGAACUCCCUUUUCAAAUGUCAGAACUCCCUUUUCAAAUGCCAGAACUCCCUUUUCAAAUGCCAGAACUCCCUUUUCAAAUGGCAAAACUCCCUUUUCAAAUGUCAGAACUCCCUUUUCAAAUGGCAAAACUUGGUUUUCAAAUGCCAGAACUCCCUUUUCAAAUGCCAAAACUCCCGUUUCAAAUGUCAGAACUCCAUUUACAAAUGCCAGAACUCCCUGAAAUGGCAAAACUCCCUUUUCAAAUGUCAGAACUCCCUUUUCAAAUGGCAAAACUUGGUUUUCAAAUGCCAGAACUCCCUUUUCAAAUGGCACCGCAGAACUUGGUUUUCAAACGCCAGAAUUCCGUUUUCAAAGAGACUUUGUCCAAACGUCUUUAAUAAUAUGUGAAUAAUAUUAUAGAGCGUUUGCACAUGACGUCACAGCCGCCAUGUUGGUGUUCCAAUUCAAAAGAGUUUUAGUUAGACUCUUUUGUCUGGAACACAAACAUGGCCGCCAUGGCUUUUGUUGAGUUGGUCCCUAGGGAAUGAGUGCAAACGCUCUAUAGGUGUCUUCUAAUAUAAUUAUGGUCAGUAUCUGAUCUCGCUAAACCCUCCUUUGUUAAUAUUUUAGUUCAACGAUUCAUUAUAUUAUUGCACAAAAGUCCCAGCGACUGGAAAAUACAAAGUUAAGCAGACAGUGGACCUUUUGUCAACGCAUCUGGAAGACCCCGACGACGAGAUAGAGAAUCGUGAUCUUGCGUUUCGAGUUUGCAGCAAGAGCAAAGUGGCCGACUUCCAGGCGACUUCGGUGGAACAGAAAGAGAAAUGGGUGUCGACUCUAACCGAGGCGAUCAAGAAUGCCAUUGAGAGGAACAGCACUUUUGGUCGCGAGGUGAGAGGAGAAUGUUGAUUUAAAUUGGGUGAAGACCUACUUAAAAUGAUCAUGUUUUCUGAUUGGCUAAGUCAGAAACAAAAAUGAUCAUUGUUCGUGGCUCGUUUUCUAGAAAGACGAUUUCUAUAGUUUUAUUGUUUUUCAUUGUUAUAAUCAAUCAACCACGAGCCUGGAUAGUAUAGGUAGACGAUGAAAUUCAGUGUUUCUUCAGUGGGACACUGCUUUACAAGAAAGUCGAAUUAUAUGCCAAUAAAACACAGACACCUCUCUAAUACAGACAUCUCUCUAACCUCUCUAAUAUGGACACCUCUUUAAUACAGACACGUCUCUAAUACGGACACCUCUCUAAUACGGACACCUCUCUAAUACAGACACCUCUCUAAUAUGGACACCUCUCUAAUACAGACACCUCUCUAAUAUGGACACCUCUCUAAUACAGACACGUCUCUAAUACGGACACCUCUCUAAUACAGACACCUCUCUAAUAUGGACACCUCUCUAAUACAGACACGUCUCUAAUACGGACAUCACUCUAAUGCAGACACCUCUCAAAUACAGAUACGUCUCUAAACAGACACCCCUCGAAUACGGACACUUCUCUCUAAAACAGACAUCUCUCUAAUACAGGUAUCUCUCUAAUACAGACACCUUUUUAAUACAGGUAUCUCUCUAAUACGGACACCUCUCUAAUACAGACACCUCUCUAAUACGGACAUUACUCUAAUACAGGUAUCUCUCUAACACAGACACCUCUCUAACACGGACAGUUCUCUAAUACAGACACGUCUCUAAAACAGACACCCCUCUACUAUGGACACAUCUCUCUAAUACAGAUACCUCUCUAAAAUUGACACCUCUCUAAUAGUAUAGCUUUCUAAUACGGACAUCUCUCUCUUGUCUAUAAUGGUUGAAUCAUGAAUUUUUGUUCUCAGGUGACAAUAUUGGGUGAGACAGACAUCGGAAAAAUCGCUCCAGUUUGGGUUCGAGAUGACGCCGUUACCAUGUGCAUGUCGUGUACAACUGCCUUCACAACGCUACGAAGGCGUCACCAUUGUCGGGCGUGCGGGAAAAUUGUCUGUAGUAACUGCUCGAGCUAUAAAGCCCAGCUUGAGUACGAUGAUAAUAGGACGAACCGAGUCUGCGUGAAUUGUCAUAAAGUCCUAACGAUGGGGAGAACAAAGGAACAUAAAGGCGCCAACACGAAAAUUCGAAAGUUGGCAGAUUCUGUAUUGAGCGGCUAUCUUAAUUUCCGAAGUGACAGCACCAAGACCUGGUCAAAACGUUGGUGUAUGUUGGGCGAGGAUUUCACUCUCCAUGUUUUUAAGGCAAAGAAGGUUUGUGCAGGAUAGCUAACUAACUUUAUUUAUACUGGAUUGGUCUGUCAGUUCUAAACUGUUCUUCCUAGAGGUCCAGUAAGGAUCAUCUCUUAUUGAUCCAAUAUUACUACAGGUGGAAACCUAAACUACACUAAUUUUAUUUCUACUGGAUAGCUCUAUCAGUUCUAAAUUGUUCUUCUAGAGGUUCAGUAAGGAUUAUCUCUUAUUGAUCCAGUGUCACUACAGAAGGAAACCUAAACUAAAUUAACUGUAUUUAUACUGGAUAGCUCUAUCAGUUCUAAACUCUUCACAAUUUGUCUUUUGCAGGACGUGAAAGCUCAGACAACAAUCCCAUUGCCUGGCUAUGAGCUAAGUGAAAAUUCAGUGAGUAAUUUGACAAAUGAAAAGCGAACGCAAAGGAAAGAAAAAGCGCCAUCAAAGUGAACCCAAAUAUAAAUCUAAUCUUAAUACAAACUGAGCGCUAAUGAAAGUAAAUGUUUAUAUACGAAUGUUUACGUCGUACUGAUAUUUUCAAUAUUUUAUUUUCAGAGCGAGGAGAACGAUAAAAACGGCAAACGUGUUUUCAAAGUUUCGCAUAAAGGACUUCAUGGUUCAUUUUCGUUUGAAACAGACAACGACGAAACAUUGGAAAAGUAUGUGUUGAACUUUGUUAUGGUCAUGAUAUAACAAGAAUGUUACAAGGUUGACGACACAAGGUUGUAACAACAUUGUUAUAUCAUGAUUGUAUCGGACUUGUUGAAACAACCUUACAUCAAGUCUGAUAAUAUCAACAAGCUGUUCCAAACUUGUUGACAACUUGGGACAAGCAGUGCGAACACAACUUGUUGACGGCUUGUUGCCAGACUUGCUACAAGAUGUGAGAUUUUUGUGUGUGUGGUAUACAGUACCAUAGAAUAGAACAAAGGUAAAGCUUUAGAAUAAUCUACAUGAAUGAAUAACUUUUAUACGCAAUUCUAAUGCUUAGUUACUUUUGUUCUGUUCUAUACCUCCGUAAACAAGAACAAUAGACUCAAUAGUAACUAGGCAUGGCGUUAUAAACAACGUUGUAUACUUUCAUUCCCUUUUUUUGCGUCUAUAAGUGUAGCUAGGCCCUAUGCCAUCGAUGUAAUUGAUGCGGAAACGGGCAGACGAUUAAUGAUCACUUUUCAUUUCUUUUUACAGAUGGUCACGGCACAUCGAAUAUGCAAUUAAGGCCGAACCUUAUCCUGACCGUACCUCCGUUUCAAGCGGUCUAUCUACCCCACCGCCUAGCCCCCGGGUUGACGAGAAAAUGGCCUGAGUGGACAAUCAGAAUUUUGCUUUGUACCCAGUCGUAAACAAAUACACAACAAAUUGGGAUGAAGUUUGUACUCGUUGACGAAAACUACAAAAGGGAUUUAUGAAUUGACGCGUUUCAUCAUAGUCAAUAGAAUAAGAAGGGUAUGGAACUCGAUGUGGACAUAUUAGACAUCAUUAUCUAUGUUUUUCUCUUCGUUUUUGCAGGAAAUGGUCGGUUCAUCGGCACGUGUGUAUUGUAUUUUCGCCUAACCAACCGAUAACAGUGUGUUUGUUAAAUUACUCAGUCGUGAUAUUACACAGGGUUCGUAGCGGUCUUUGAAAUCCUUGAAAGUCUUUAAAUUUGAGUGCAGGUCGUUAAGGUCUUUGAAAAGUCUUUGAAUUGUGUGAAAAGGCGAAGAAAGUCUUUAAAUUCUUUGGUGAGUAUUUGAUUAUACGAUUUCCUAGCUAAUAAAAUAGAUUGAUUGAAGCAAGAUUUUCGCAAAUAUCGACGAAAAGGCGCAUUUUAGGAUGUGAUUUGACGGGACUAAUUACCGGGUAAAAAUGCUACUUACACUCGCAAUUUUUCGACAGCUGAUUGCUGUCAAAGGUCUUUGAGAAGUCUUUCAAAAUAGGCAGAAAAAGUCUUUGAAAGUCUUUGAUUUUUUUUGGUCUUGGAGACUACGAACCCUGUCACACAAUGGUUAAAUGAGAACAUGGCUAUUGGUUGCAGUUUAGCGAAAAUACAAUACACAUGUGACGAUGAACUGAUAAUAUCUUGCUUAAAGCAAGACAAAAACAUAAAUAAUGAGGUUUAUUAUGUCUGCAUCGAGUUUCCUAACUUUCUUAUUCUAUUAACUGUGGUUUCACUAAGCACUAUCGUGCAGUAGGUGGUGGUCAACCUGGCAAAUAAAUAGAUAUAGACUCAAUUUUGAUCACUAGCAAGAAGAACGAAAUGCAACACCACAGCUAGAAAGAGCGUCUUAGAAUGAGUAAAACUGCAAAGAUUGGUUGCUAAAUGUUGUAAGAUGAAGAAUAUAUAGCCCUGUGAUGUUCGCAAAUUUUGUAUAUAUUUGUAUUAUACAAAAUUUGCGAACUUCACAGGGCUAUAUUUUCUUCAUUUUACAACAACUCGCAACCAAACUUUGAGCAAAAGCUCGUUUUAAGAUGCUCUUUCCAGCUAUGGAUCAUCCAUUGACAAAUGUAGUCUUGCUUCUAAAAAUGUGAACAUUUUUUUAAGUUAAACACCAUCUGCUGUCCUUUAGAGCUUAUUGAAACCAUCCGGGAUUGGUACAUUCUGUUACCAGACAAGUUUUAAAGGUGGACACCAAACCUGGAAAGAAGUGAGAUCCUGGAUGCUUAGGAACAUUCCCCUUCCAUUUUUCACACAUUCGUUAUGGGAGAAUUUUGCAUAAUGUGCAGUCGCGCUUUUGAGGAACUUUUGAAUAAGAUAAACAUUUUUUCCAGGUCUGGUCAGGACGGUCGAGAAAAUAAUAAACUUCG